UAUUAGGCGGCGCGGGGCGGCCGGUAUGGAGCUCACGGAGGAGCGGCGGAGCCGGAGCCGGGUGCGCGGCAGCACCGCGGCCGUGGAAGCCCCGAUUCCUGCCAACCGUCACUCCUUGAUCCGUGUCCCCGGUCCCUAAACGCCUUUCCCAGCGCGGGUCCUCUCACAAUGGAUUCGUUUCAGACCGAACAGAUGUUGAGCUUGCCCGCCGAGCUGGGCAGCAACAACUUAGAGCUGGCAGAGUCGGCGGAGCGGGAGUCACCAGCGGCUGAAGUAGACACGGGCCCCGACCCGGAGGCGGCUACAGAGGGUCCCGAACCUCCGGAGCCGGAGCAAGAGCAGCCUCCAAGGACCUCGACGCCCCCGGAGUGCAAAGUCCUGCUCUCACAGGCCGACGCCUUGGCAUCUGGGGGGCGCCUUCGGGAAGCCCUCGAGGUAUACAGACAGCUCUCUGAACGGCAGCAGCUGGUGGCCGAGCAGCUGGAGCAGCUGGUGCGCUGCCUGGCAGAGAACGUCCCGCAAGACGAGUCACAGGCGCCCGCUCCGGCUCUCUCGGACAAGAGCAGCGCGACAGGCUGCACCGUGGCAGCGGAAGAGGCAGGGGUGGCGGCAGCCGCGGCCACUGAGGUUUGGGAUGGCUUUAAGUGCCGGAAGUGUCACGGAUUUUUAUCAGACCCGGUGUCUUUGUCUUGCGGCCACACCUUUUGUAAACUGUGCCUAGAACGUGGGCGGGCGGCUGACCGGCGCUGUGCGCUGUGCGGGGUUAAGCUGUCCGCGUUGAUGGUGGCCACCGGGAGGGCGCGCGGUGCCCGGCGGGCUGGGCAGCAGGCGCCGCCGCCGCUGCGGGUCAACGUGGUGCUCAGCGGCCUCCUCGGCAAGUUGUUCCCGGGCCCCGCGCGGGCGUCGCAACUCCGGCACGAGGGCAACCGGCUGUACCGAGAGCGCCAGGUGGAGGCGGCGCUGCUGAAGUACAAUGAGGCGCUUAGGCUAGCUCCAAAUGACCACUUGCUUUAUAGCAACAGGUCUCAAAUUUAUUUCACUCUGGAAUCUCAUGAAGAUGCCCUGCAUGAUGCAGAAAUAGCUUGUAAACUCCGCCCAAUGGGUUUUAAGGCACACUUCAGAAAAGCACAAGCCUUAGCCACCCUAGGCAAGGUGGAGGAAGCCUUGAGAGAGUUUCUGUACUGUGUAUCCCUUGAUGGAAAGAACAAGAGAGCAAGAUCUGAAGCCCAGAGGCUUCUCCUUAGUUUCUUUUCACCAUCAGUCCCGGGGGAUUCUCAGGAACAUUCUCCCGAUAUCCUGAAGCUGUUGGCACCUCACCCUAGAUUAAAGGAACACGUAGAGUCAAUGGCUACUGAAGGCACCAGCCAUAAUCUACUAAAGUUGUCACAGGAAAGUCUAGAGCUCCCACAUUGCUCUAAUCAGAAGGAGGCAGCAGCCAGCCAGAAUGGCAGCAGUCUGACGAACACAGCUAACAUACAGUUGGAUGGUCAGCAAGACAACAUGAAAGAACAGGAAGAAGAAGAAGAGGAGAAGCAAGAUGCUGCCUCUCCAGAUGGUGCUUCCGUCAAGAUUGGCAAAUGCCAGGAAAAGAAAAGAAAACAUUGCCAAAUUGAGCUCAGAGAAGACACAGAGGUUUUCAAUAAAGCCCACAAGCAAGAUCUUCCCACUGAUCAGGGGGCCAAAGCUGCUCUCAGUAUUCCACCUGCAUCGUUUGACGCCUCUGACCUUGAAUGCUCCCUAUGUAUGAGAUUAUUCUAUGAGCCAGUCACAACACCUUGUGGGCAUACCUUUUGCUUAAAAUGCCUUGAAAGAUGCCUGGAUCACAAUGCAAAAUGUCCAUUAUGCAAGGAUGGUCUUUCCCAGUGCUUGGCAUCAAGAAAAUACAGCAAAAAUGUCAUAAUGGAAGAGCUAAUAGCUAAAUUCCUUCCAGAAGAGUUCAAGGAACGAAAGAGGCUUUAUGAAGAGGAAAUGGAAGAACUCUCUAACUUAAAUAAGAAUGUGCCUAUUUUCGUGUGUACCAUGGCCUAUCCAACCGUUCCUUGUCCCCUGCACAUCUUUGAGCCUUGUUACCGCCUGAUGAUCCGGAGAUGCAUUGAGACAGGCACGAGACAGUUUGGCAUGUGCCUUGGAGAUCCUGUCAAAGGGUUUGCAGAAUAUGGCUGCAUCCUAGAGAUCAGAAAUGUUCAGUUCUUUGCUGAUGGUCGCUCAGUGGUUGACAGCAUAGGCAAGAGGCGUUUCAAGGUGCUCCAUCAGGGCCAGCGGGAUGGCUACAACACAGCCGACAUUGAAUACAUUGAAGAUCAAAAGGUUCAGGGAGAAGACUGUGCUGAGCUCAUGGGAUUGCAUAACUGUGUCUACGAGCAAGCAUCAUCAUGGUUUCACUCACUCAAAUCAUCUCUGAAGAAUCGAAUACUCAAUCACUUUGGUCCAAUGCCAGAGAAAGAUGCAGAUCCCCAGAUUAACCCGAACGGCCCAGCCUGGUGCUGGUGGACAUUAGCUGUUCUUCCUUUGGAAAGUCGAGCUCAGCUCCCGUUUCUCGCAAUGAGAUCCUUAAAGGAUAGGCUGAAUGGUAUUCGGCGAAUCCUGGCUUUUAUAUCCCGAAACCAAAACUAGUGAGAGUGGAUUGCUGAAGAGAACCGCGCACCCUCCCUGCUUCCUUGUGAAGGAGAUCUGCUUGUAAAUAUAUCUAAUUGCAAUAACAUCUUAACAGAAGAGGUUAUCAAACAGAGGUGUGUUUCCCUACUUUUGAUCACACAGAGAAAUCAAGUAGAAAGACCAAAUGAAUGUGACCUGUUUGAAACUUUCUGUCUUAAGAUUCUUCUUGAGAUGCUGCACAACUACAUAAACUGCAGAAGUGUUUAAGAGCCCAGGAAAAAAAAUGUUUUUAACAUAAGAUUUUCUGGAAGUUUAACAUGAUUUGCUUUAGUUUUUCUUUCUUUCAUAGGUGAAUGACUGUGUGGUUGAAAUGUGAAGCAAAGAUACUAAUAAUGUUGCUGCAUUAUUUCACUGACUUGAGUUCUCAUUCCAAAUGGUUCAGGUUUUAUAGAGCAUUGUGUAAAAUAAUGUUCAUACUUCUGUUUUAAUAAUUUAUUUUUUGCACUACUGUAUCCUUUUUUCUACAUGUAUGUUUGUAACUAUUUAACUGUACAUUGCUAAAAGGCCACUGCUUUAUUUAUUGAUGUGGUUUACCAUGUACCUAGGGGGAAUUACAAUACUAGAAAUGUGCAAUUUUUGCUUCAAAACCUUUUUACUACAUUGAUCCCAGUUCUUGAACUGUUUCCAUGUCUAUCCUAGUAGAAGUUUAAAAGGACUUCAAAAUGAUGCUAAGAUGAUCCAUAGUCACAGAUUAUGCUUUUCUAGUUUUAAUUAAAUGACAUGAAAUACUUUAAUGAUUUGGCAUAGGUUAUGGCAUAUUCCCAGGUAAAGUAAAAUAAUCCAUUUUCUAUGUGUAACAGACCAAGGCUGAAAGGAUUAUUGUUCUAGAACAAUAAUUAGAUUGUGUCUUUAAUUACAGCAUAUUAUGGGCAUUUAUUUCAGCAAUCUGACUAGAAGGGAUGGCUUUUGAAAGUAUAGCAGCUCAUAGCCAUUCCCAGCUAGCCUGCACUCCCCACCUCUGCUCGCUAUUCUGAAGAUGAAGACCUGGGCUUAAAGGCUUGAUGAAGGACUAUUUGUUAUUUAAAGUGUAAAGAAGUCAGAUAAGUAGAACCCUUUAAAAGUACAGUAUUUUAAAACAAUCAGACAACCUAUGGUUUUAUCAAAACAUUGCCUUUCCUUCUAGUUGCAAGGGGCCAAAGAUUUCAAUAUAGGGGAAGAAAAAGGAAGUAAAAGUAAGCAUUAUUUAGCUUGCCUAGUGGUAGUUUGAUUCCUUUCAUGUCCAAAGAACCUGAAAAAUAUAAUGAGUAUAGGAAAGUCAUUAUGUCAGAGUGAAAAAGUUAGGGCCAGGAAAAAGCGAGUUGUUGUGUUUGUACCUUCAUGUAGAUUGCCCUCCCUUGUGUGAUUCUGGACAGGUGUGUUAUUCACUAGAAGCCCCCUCACUCUGUUCAGGUGAGAGGGUCAGGCUUCAAGUAAUUAUAAUAAGUCCCUGACUGAAUAAGUUCUGUUCCGGGAGAACUGUUCAUAAGUUGGAUUCAUAUGUAGGCAGAUAAAAUGAGUUUUAUACAGUACACCUAUCAAAGUUCACAACUUGAAUGUUCAUAAGUCAGGGACUAACUGUAGUCUAACUUCUAUACUGCCACCAGUAGUCAGAAACAGGAAUGGGCACAGGAGAUGAUCCAGAUGAUAUUUAGGAGAUUCAUGUAAGCAGAAACCAUACUAUCUUCUCACUUCUUAGUGGAUGCUGUGUUGGCAGAGCAUUAUGUUAACAGGUUUGAUGCUCGUAGUGGGCUGGGUUGGAGAAGAAUGCAAGUAGAGUAGAUGGAGUGGAAAGACCUGUCUGCCCAGGAAAACCCUACAAGGCUCAAGGUACAGGAAAUUAGAGCCCCUUCCCCCAUGCCCAACUAUGUGUGCAUAGUCUUGGUGCAACAGUUUCUUUUUUUUAAUUUUAAAGAGACUAAAAAAUAAGAAAAAAACAUUAAAAACGAUACAGAAUUUCAAAACAAGAUGAUUGCAUAUUGUUAUCUUCAAAGUAGUUGUUCAGAUUACCAGAUAUAAUCAUGUAAAGUUGGUCAAAAAAUUGUAAGGUGCAGCAGUUUUUUAUUCUGUAGUGUAAGAACAACAAAGAAAAGGUCGUAAGUUUCUCUAUUUACUAAAUGUGUUGCUUUGACAAGUGAUUUAACUUUGGCUGAGCCCAUUUCCUCAGUGAAAUGGUAGUGCUAAAUACUGCAUAUAGGCUUGUUAUGAACAUUAAAUGAAAUAUGCCUGAAGCCCCUUAGCAUGGCAGCUUGACUAGAGGAGAUACUUAACAAAUCAGAGCUAUUACUAUAUUGGUCAUAGUUACAGAAUAUCCUCAAAAGCCAUAUUUGCAUAAAACACUGCCUUUACAUGCAGUUCCCACUUGCAACCCCUUUAAUUUGGUUGAGGGAAUCUGCACCGCUGAUUUUUGACCAUAACUUGUUGGCUUAUAGGUGGUUCCUUCUGGGAUGAAUUCUGUUUGGGAAAGUGAAAAGACUGGAGAACAAAUAAGAGUCAGAGGCAAGGACUAGAAGUACUAUGCCAACAAAUGGUUUCCUAUGUUAAUAACUGCUAAAAAGCAGUGUUGCUUGGAAAUCUAGCAUGUCUGGUAGAAAGGAAGCCUUAAAUUCUGCUCCAUUAGAAAAACAAAAUCAUCACUCCCAGUUCUCCAAAAUGUAUUGAGAAUCUCACCUGUGCCAGGAUGAUUGGAUUUCACAAUCUCUGACUUUUGUGUUUAGUUCAUAAAUGGUGAACAGUAUUUCUUUAUGCUGCCCAAAGUAACAGAUUCAAAAAAAUGUAUUGAGAUCCCACCAUGUGCCAGAUAUGAAGCCAGAUAAUCUCCCAUACCUGAGUUUAUUAAAUGAUCUCUUUUUUAGGAGUAGUUAUCCCCAUAUAAUGGAUAAGAAAACUGAGGUCAAAAAUGAUAAAUACUUUGCCAAGGUCAUGUGGUCCUCUGGUAAAUAGCUGAGCUUGAUUUUGAAUGCAUUUCUUUGCAGAUUUAAAAAAUUUUAAAUAGUUUGUGUUACACAUAAUUUUAUUUAACAGACAUGGCACCCUAGAAGCUCCCAAUGGGAAGAUGCAGAUAAAGUAAAAUUCACUUAUCCAGCACAUUUCUAUUAAGUAAAAAAUGAAGCUUGAUUUCUUUUUUCUCUUUUUUAUUAUAAAAAAUAAAAGCAGGAAAACAUAUUAACAGACAGACAUCCAUUUACA
Messenger RNA from Chinchilla lanigera (long-tailed chinchilla), 5820 nucleotides. It is a transcript of the gene Lonrf3, whose product is annotated as LON peptidase N-terminal domain and ring finger 3. The coding region runs from base 169 to 2613 and encodes 814 amino acids. NCBI's taxonomy places the organism in Eukaryota, Metazoa, Chordata, Mammalia, Rodentia, Chinchillidae. The transcript is spliced from 12 exons. The record is from RefSeq and is a predicted model, not a curated record. Gene Ontology annotation, molecular function: metal ion binding; protein binding.